Molecule: messenger RNA, 490 nt
Organism: Anopheles arabiensis
Lineage: Eukaryota; Metazoa; Arthropoda; Insecta; Diptera; Culicidae
Product: transcription initiation factor TFIID subunit 3-like
Exons: 2
Coding region: 85-468 (127 amino acids)
Cellular component (GO): transcription factor TFIID complex
Molecular function (GO): protein heterodimerization activity
Source: RefSeq, a predicted model, not a curated record
UCUCAAAAAGGCAAAGAACCGCGGCGUCACCACACGAUUGCUUCUGCAGAUAUCAAGAAGUGUAGGAGGAAAAAACCCCCCGAUAUGGAGUCCAACUACCCGUCGCACAUGCUGGAAGUGUCCGUCGCCCAGAUGUGCCUCGCAGUCGGCUGGUCCAAGACAAAGCCAUCCGCCCUCACCUAUUUGGCCGCCCUGCUCGAGCGCUAUUUGCGCAAAAUCGGUCAGCUUUGCAUGGGCUCGGCCGAGCUGAACAAUCGUACCGCCGCCAAUCUGGACGAUCUCGCCUUCGUGUUCGCGUAUCUGCGCAUCGAUAUGGAGCAGCUCGAGGAGUACUGCCGUGACGUGACGCCGACCCCGCUGCCCUACCCGGUACCGAACAGUGGCCACCUGUCGCGAUUGCCAUCGUUUUCUGUGUCGCGGAACGAGCUGAAACGGAAGCGACCAUCGGCCGCUGGGAAUGGCGAGUAAGUGUGUGUGUGUGUGUGUGCGU